CCUUUAUCACAUGACGUUUUGCUUUUGUUUGUUUGUUUAAGUUUCGCUGCACUGUUUUGGGCUGUAGUUGCACUUUUAAAGAUUACUUCAAUAGAAUGCAUAGGUCUCUGCAUAAUACUGUUGUUAUUGUGAUUCUGCUUUUAAAUGUACAAAGCUUUCAAACUGCGCAAUCUUCAGUUAACGACAAUGCAAAAGCUUUGUUAUCAUGGACAAGUUCAAUCAAUUUGCUCAUUGAUGAAAUUAAGAACAUAACAUUUGUUGCUUCAUGCAAUCUGACUGAUGAUGCUAUCUUGUUGUUAAAUGUUUCCCAUGUUCAUACAUCGAAGAAAAAUGAAUUGCCUGCUAAUUUCACACACCAGGUAAAUUUAGCAAACAACACAAACAGUGCUGCUCUUCCUGUGAAAGGUGUGGCCGUUGGACAAAUUGUGGUUAAAGUAAACACUAGUACGGAUCAACUAAGUUUACCAAGUGACAACAAGUUCAGGAUAUACGUUGUUCACAGUCAUACAUUGGUUAUUGUUAACACUGUGAUUGGAUGGCUGUAUUUUGUAGCUUGGUCAGUUUCCUUUUAUCCACAAACCAUUCUCAACUACCAGAGAAAAAGUGUUGUAGGUUUGAACUUUGACUACAUAGUGUACAACAUCACUGGCUUCCUUGCGUAUGGAUUUUACAAUAUUGGUCUGUUUUGGAUUCCAGUCGUGAAGGAAGAAUACCUAAAGAUGUAUCCAGAUGGAGUAAAUCCUGUGCAAGCAAACGAUGUUUUCUUUACCCUACAUGCAGUGGUGUUAACCGCUAUUGUUAUCAUGCAGUGCUUUAUUUAUGAGCGCGGCGGACAAAAAGUUUCAAUCAUUGCCACUGUUCUCUUAUCCCUGGCAUGGACAGCCAUGUUUGUUCUAUUAUUUGUUGCAGUAGCCGGUAAAAUAACGUGGCUCGUAUAUCUCAUGGUCUUCUCAUAUUUAAAGCUGGGCGUUACUCUGAUUAAAUAUAUACCUCAGGUAUACAUGAACUUUCGAAGGAAAAGUACUGAAGGUUGGAGUAUUGGGAAUGUGCUGCUGGAUUUUACUGGUGGUUCGCUUAGCAUUCUUCAAAUGUUCCUACAAUCUUACAAUAAUGAUGAAUGGGAUCUAGUGUUUGGCGAUCCAACUAAAUUUGGUCUUGGUGUCUUUUCAAUUUUCUUUGACAUCGUUUUUAUGAUUCAACAUUAUGUUUUGUACCGACCAAGGAAAAAUGGUUUUGAAAUUCUUGCGCCAGAUAUUGUGACAGCUGAGGAAUCAUCCGGAAAAUGUUUUUCAUAGGUCAAUGUUGAAUAAUAUUUGCGCUAAUUGUUUGUUCUACUAUUACUUUAGAAACAAAAUGUAUAGUUAUACCAUAGAUGUCUAAAUAUCCAUGGUUGUACGUUAUUUCCUAUAUAGACCAAGGACAAUGGUUUUAAGAGUCUUUUAUCAGAUAUUGUGACCAAACUAUUUUAUUCUAUGUGGGUGAGAGCCAACAGCCUGCUAAAGGUUCUAUGAUUUAGGCCAAGUUUGGCCCAUUUCCCUAUUGUGAUCAACUAAUUUUAUUAGUGAUUUUAUGGUUUAAUAUACACAUACAGAAUAACCUCAACAUAUUUUUAAAUGGUUACCAGUGUUAGUUUUAUCUGUUGUGUGACACUUAGGCAAAGUUUCUCAAUUUGCCUCAGCUAUAUUUUAAUUUUUUUUUAAAUUUGUGUGGUUGAUCAUUACUUAAAAAGUUUUCAAUUUUUAUGAAUUGUCAUAUUGUAGCUUUUAUUGAUCUGUUUUUCAAGUGCUUUACUGUCGAUAUUAUGUUGCCUUGUUGUUGAGUAUUCACCAUGCGAAUAAAUGCAAUGUUUUUAAUAUUGUUACCUUAUCACACUGAUGAUUUAAUAAACAUGCUGAGUUGAAAAAUUUAAGAUCAAAAUCAAACUGCAAAUAUUUGACAUAUUGCUAGGUUGAUUAUAUUUUAUCCUAAGUUUUCGUUUUGUUAUUACAUUGUAAACAAAAUGUAAAUUUACACAUUGUGAAACAGCUUCGGUGUAUAACAAAGAAUUUCUGUAGGA
Ciona intestinalis (vase tunicate) is the source of this 2056-nucleotide messenger RNA. The record is from RefSeq and is a predicted model, not a curated record. NCBI's taxonomy places the organism in Eukaryota, Metazoa, Chordata, Ascidiacea, Phlebobranchia, Cionidae.